UCGUUUGCUGGGGUACUUCUACUCAGAAGUGUUUAUAACUAUAGCAGAUAUUGUUUCGUCUAUAAAACUUUGUCCAAAUUAGAUUUUCUACCUCUCUUUGAACGUGAUGGCGGGGAACUUUUGGCAGAGUUCGCAUUACUUGCAGUGGGUCUUGGACAAGCAGGACCUGAUAAAGGAGCGUCAGAAGGACCUGAAGUUCUUGACGGAGGAGGAGUACUGGAAGUUGCAGAUUUUCUUCGCUAAUGUCAUUCAGGCCCUUGGGGAGCACCUGAAGCUCCGACAGCAGGUCAUCGCCACGGCAACCGUGUACUUCAAGCGCUUCUAUGCCAGGUACUCCCUGAAGAGCAUCGACCCUGUUCUCAUGGCCCCCACCUGUGUGUUCCUUGCAUCAAAAGUUGAGGAGUUUGGUGUGGUGUCCAACACCAGGCUCAUCUCAGCAGCCACCUCUGUGUUGAAAACACGCUUUUCCUAUGCCUUCCCCAAAGAGUUCCCUUACAGAAUGAACCAUAUACUCGAGUGUGAGUUCUACCUGCUGGAGCUGAUGGAUUGCUGUCUGAUUGUGUACCACCCUUACAGACCCCUGCUGCAGUAUGUUCAAGAUAUGGGGCAGGAGGACAUGUUACUACCUCUGGCCUGGAGGAUAGUGAACGACACGUACCGAACGGACCUCUGCCUGCUUUAUCCUCCCUUCAUGAUCGCGCUGGCCUGUCUGCACGUGGCGUGUGUGGUCCAGCAGAAGGACGCCAGGCAGUGGUUCGCUGAGCUGUCGGUGGACAUGGAGAAGAUCCUGGAAAUCAUUAGAGUCAUUUUGAAGCUUUACGACCAAUGGAAGAACUUUGACGACCGGAAGGAAAUGGCCGCCGUGCUCAACAAGAUGCCCAAACCUAAACCUCCACCCAACAGCGACAAUGACCAGAGUUCCAACGGCAACCAGAACAGUUCCUACAGCCAAUCAUAGAGUCAGUGCCAAUAAGCUACCCGAGAGACAUCCAAUCAGCAUCCCCUCUAUCUCUGUUCGUCCCUCCCCCUGUGUGUAUAUGGAGGGGGUGGGUGUCUGACACCCUCUCAGCCUAUCAGAGGAGCAGAAGCAGAGAAACAGACUCAUAUUGUGCCUGGCCUCAGAUGAUGAUGUGACCUUAUGGGGAGGG
Messenger RNA from Sardina pilchardus (European sardine), 1148 nucleotides. RefSeq names its product cyclin C (gene ccnc). The record is from RefSeq and is a predicted model, not a curated record. Lineage: Eukaryota; Metazoa; Chordata; Actinopteri; Clupeiformes; Clupeidae. Bases 107 to 958 code for a protein of 283 amino acids. Gene Ontology annotation, cellular component: mediator complex; nucleus. Gene Ontology annotation, molecular function: cyclin-dependent protein serine/threonine kinase regulator activity. Gene Ontology annotation, biological process: positive regulation of transcription by RNA polymerase II. The transcript is spliced from 12 exons.